Medioppia subpectinata is the source of this 3177-nucleotide messenger RNA. NCBI's taxonomy places the organism in Eukaryota, Metazoa, Arthropoda, Arachnida, Sarcoptiformes, Oppiidae. The record is from the annotation of a GenBank genome assembly.
UGUAAUUAUUGGUUAAGAAAUAGUUUAAUAAUUUAGAGAAUCGGUUGAGAAGUGAGAGAAGGCUUUGAAAUGAAUGAUAAUAUCGUCAAACAGUUGGAAAGUUGCGCUCAAAUGCUUUUGGCUCCUCCGGAGUGCGUAUCUCAAGACCAGAGGAAUGGCGCCCAACAGGUGUUCAUUGAGUUCCAGAAGACUAAAUGUCCGUUUGAUUUGUGUCGAGAUAUCCUGGAGUCGAGUGGAGUGGCGUUCGUUCAGUUCCAGACCGGCUGUUGUCUCAAGAAUGGUGUCAUCAGAGACUGGAACUGUCUCAGCGAAGACCAACGCAAGAUACUCCUCAAGUAUUUGAAUCAAUACGUGAAUAGCCGUCAAUUGGAGGCCUAUGUCUGCGAACAGCUUCUUCUGGUGUGCGCUAUAAUAGUGAAGCGCAUUGCCAUCGAUGAGGGAAAUGAUUCCCAAUCGUUGACACAAAUUCUCACAUUUCUCUACGAAACGGUGUCCAACGGAUCCAGUGGUCACAACUCACGGAUGGUUUGCUGCACUUCAGUGCUCUCAAUACUGAACGAGUACUCGUCGUCGACGAGAGCGUCCGACUUUGGCCUCUCGUGGGCCACACAUCUCAGGGCGAAGAAGAAGUUCGAGAACACACACCUCAAGAGUAUAUUCCGAUGCGUUGUCUCAACACUAGUGACUCACCUAAGAAUCUCGGACGCGGAGAGUCGGGGCCCUGAGUGGACACAAUUGGCCACAAAGUUGUUGCGAAUCUGUGACUUCAUUCUGUCGUGGAAUUUCGAUGUGAUCACAAUCUUCUCCUCGCAAUACGCAAAACACGUGGACUCUAUUGAGAACCCUGUCCUCCAACCGGCCAUCGACUGGAAGGAAGUGCUGCUCGACGGCGAUGUCAUCUCCAUAUUCAUGGAAAUGCAUUUAUGUCUUCGCACAGCGAAUGAUGAGAAACUAUUUCACUAUUCAUUGCAAUGCAUUAAUCAGUUGUCUUCACUCAACGGACCCAUUAUUAUAAACGCCGAAAAUAGGAGUAAAUUUCUAAAGACUAUAAUUACGGGUACUAUUGGUUUAGUGAACCAGAUUUGCGACACAAUCACUAUCGCAGAAGUGGUUCCCAUAACUACUGUAAUCAACCGAAUCUGUGUUCGCCUUCAAUCGAGAGAUCAAAUUAAUUUUGUUGAAUUUGAAUUACUGAAGACAUUCCUCGAAAUACACGAUGUGAUCAAAUUGGAAGCUCUGGCGGUGUGGACGCGACCCAUAUUUGAAGCGUUCGUCAGAAUACAUCUGAGCCAACCCGAGGGCUUAAGACAACCCGCCACUGAGAUUGAAGACGACAUUCAGGAGUUUGAAGACAACGAUAUUAUUUUAUAUGGCGAUCAGUUGAAUGCCAUCGGAUGUAUUGCUCGCAUCGAUAGCAACCAUGCGGUCAAUUGUUUGACUCACAUUCUGUCUCUUCGAGUCAAUCAAUUCGAGACAUGUCUUCGACGCGACAGUCAGUCACAGGAGAAGACUAAUGAAUGGAUAGCUUUAAGCGAAGAUCUUCAUUGGUUGGUCUUAAUUACAUCUAAUUUGUUGACUCAAACCAAUUAUGUUUAUUAUGGCGAACGAGAACUGAUUCCCUCGCAAUUGAUGUCACUUUCGAUCGCUUUUCAAUCAGAUUUGAAUCAAACCGUACAAUCAGUGCAAAAUUUAGACCCAUUUUCAUCGGCCGCUACCGACCCUAUCAACGACUACCCGGAGAUGAGUAUUGCACUCAAUUCUUGCUUUGGUCGCGACUCUCCUGUUGCUAACGGUGUUCUCAAUCUCAUUGUCGACCACAUCAUCACUAAACUGGUCUUCUGGUCGAGUGAGACUCAAGUGACCGAAGAAUCGUCACUCGCUUUAGUCCAUUUCGUCAAGAAUUGCAUCGAAAGGUGCAAAGCAUUGAACAAUUGUGCGAAUAUGAAUAAGUUGUUAAACAAACACUCGGCCAACGAGUUGCAGAAUUUAUCGAUCAAUACUCGCAAAAACAUAUACCAAGUAUUGGUUCAUAUCGUGACUUACAAUCAUGAACUAUACGACCAAUUGUUUCAGCCAUUGAUGGACAGAUACACUAAGAUCAGGGCCUCAAUCGAAGAGCGAGACACUGGCGAACCGUUGAGAGCCGCUAUCGUUGAGCUGUACGAGUGUCUCGAAGGCAUCGCUUGCGGCACAACAGCUGUCAAUAUAAGCAGCGUUUGGCCCAACUUUAUUGCACCCAUUUUUCAUGACUUACCAAAGAUUCUAUCAUUUCUUCAUAAUUACAAUUCAAUAGUUGUGGCGGUUCUUAAUCUUUUGGCUCAAUUGACAAAUAGAAUUCUAUGCUAUCUCUCAGACAAUGAUAUCAUCACUUUCUAUAACACAUCCAUUUCUAUACUCAAUGAAUACGCGAAACACAAUUGCAAUCGUUGUGUACGCGAAGGCAUUGACGACGAGGAGACCUGCAAUGAUAUUCUGGUUAUUCUCAAUUUUCUCAACGAUUUGGCCGCAAAAGACUUUAUUGAAUGGUUUCACGACUCGAGAGGCGAUCAGAAUUCCAACAUAAGCGCAACUCAAGUGGUUUUUGUUGGCCUAAACAUAAUAAUGCCUUUAAUCGGCGCCCCAUUACUAGAGUUUCCCAAAUUGUGUCAAAGCUAUUAUAAAUUGAUUGUAUUUCUGUGCGAAGAUCCCGAACGACUUCAUGGACUGCCGGACCCUCUGCUCCAAUCGAUCGUACAGAGCGUUCAACUCGCUCUCAAGUCUACGUUUGGCAAUGAAGUGAAGAGCAAUUGCUUGACAAUAAUAUCGGUUUUGGGAACUCAUGCGAUGCGCGAACCGAACAAAUUCGUUACAUUAGUACAACUCGUGGAACCAUUUCUUCGGCUUAUAUUUGAGUUCACACUUUUCGAGUGCGGAACCAGUAAUGACGUGACGAUGAGAGAGAGUGUGGCCAACGCUCUCUUCUCGUUGAUCUGUUGCUUUCCAUCCAGAUAUCAAGAAUUAGCGCAACAGAUCAUCAGCUCGUCUAAAGAAGAAUCGGUUCAAAAACAAUUGCAAACGGCGUUCGAGAAGCUUAUGGAAGGCUUAUCUCUAGACGGAGCCCGAGUCCAUAGGGCGGCCUUUAAGCGCCGCUUUGAAACAUUUGUUAUCGAAAUUCAAGGAUUGCUUUGUAUAAAAUAA